This is a messenger RNA of Lasiodiplodia theobromae, 2808 nucleotides long. Its product is annotated as Het domain-containing protein. The transcript is spliced from 2 exons. The coding region runs from base 1 to 2808 and encodes 935 amino acids. The record is from RefSeq and is a predicted model, not a curated record. Lineage: Eukaryota; Fungi; Ascomycota; Dothideomycetes; Botryosphaeriales; Botryosphaeriaceae.
AUGGAUCACCUCCCUACCUUCACGCUCGCAACCGGGCCGUAUCCGACGGUACCGUAUCUGCCCAACGAUGAUGAUGUGUACGAUGGCGACACGUUCGAGGGCUACCCGGAGCGACAGGGGUGGUCGAGCAGCCUGCUCUUCGCCGGCGACUUCCGCCAAGGGCGCGGUCUCGACGAGACGGCGGCUUUCCUGCAGAAGUGGCUAUAUUUUGGCCUGCUGAAUGAACUGUCGCUCGUCGGGUCCAUCUUUGGACGCAAAAUCUUUCGCAACGAGAAGUUUGUGCAGGAGAAGGAGGAGAAGAAGAAGGAGGGUGAGGGAGAGAAAGAUGUGGAUGGGGAAGGCCGCAGCGGCGGUGGCAAGGUCGUGUCAACGAAGAAAUUGGAAAAGCUGCUCAAGAAGCGCGUUGAUGAUUUGAAGCUCGUGAUGGAUAACCAGCGCGAAAAGCACCUGCAAAGACUAGACAAAGCUCUGGCUACCGGAUGCGCGUUAUCCGAGGCGCUCGCGGCGCUGCGUCAAGUCAGACCCGAGGAGUGUCCUCUACCCUUCGAAGUCAUCCUUUCGAUCAAGGUACUCGGCCGCGCCGUUGACGACGCACUCAGGGAUGAGGGGCUGGCUGAAGGGACGCGCGAUUGGGGCCUCCGUCCUAUCGCGGUGGGGCGCAUGCGCGAUGCCGGAUGGUGUCCGCGAGAGAUAUCUUUGGUUAACACGUUUCUUUCCGAGGCGUCGAUGUUUUGCGCUUCAUACAUGAAGCGUGGUGAGGAGGCAGUAGACCAUUCUCGAUGCAACGAUUUCGAAUGCCAGGCAAACCAGAUAGACAGCAACAACUACGAGACUCGACAUCGUACCGAGGACUGCAACUGCGAAUUUUAUCAUGUUGACGAGGGGAAGCUGCAGCAGGUUAUCAGGGAUGAGCGCAUCCCUUAUAUUGAGAUGAAGCCGGUCAAGCUGGAAGACGAGACGAAGACGCUUCAGGUUGAGCUACAGAGCCACAAGGACUCGAUCAUCGAAUACUCGAGGAGCAUUGUCAUCUUCUCACAUGUUUGGUCUGAUGGUCUUGGAAACCCGGAAAACAACGCACUCCCCAUGUGCCAGUUACAACACUUCUACAAUAUCCUACGAGACGCGCCGUGGUGGGACGUAAAAGCUAAAGAGAGGCAGGACAAAGCAAACCAUGACCGGUACAAGGAACGGCAAAUCAAGAAUACGUGGACCUUCCCACCCAAGAGCAUCCGGGCACCCAUCCGCGAGUUCCUGGGCCGGCCCGUCCGCAUCUGGCUGGACACGCUAUGCGUGCCGGUCAAGGGCGAGACCAAGACGAUGGCCAUCACGAAGCUGAAACGCUACUACGCCAACGCCGACAUAACCGUGGUGCUGGACGCGGAGCUACUACGGGUGGAGCACGAGAAGUGCUCCGAGGGCGAAAUACUGCUCCGCAUCGCGCUGUCCGGGUGGAUGCGCCGCUGCUGGACGUACCAGGAAGCAAUCAUCGCGUCCGGGCGGCUGCGCGUCCUCUUCGCCGACGGCUACUAUGACCUCCCGGACGUCGUCGGCUUCAUGCGGCAGCUGAACAGCAUCGCGCCGUAUCUGAUGUCGCAGAAGCAGCAGCAGCGCUCGCAGGAUGUCACCGAGGCCAUGACCUACUCCGCCACCGCCAUCGGCACCGCGUUCGACAUCUACCGGAAAAGCCUGUGGAUCAUCGACCCGGGCAAGGCCCUUAACAACGCCCUCAACGGCGGCUCCAGCACCACCAUCAACCUGGGGCCCUACAUCAACAAGGCAAAGGGCAUCUUCAACCCCAAAGACCCGUUCAAGUUCCUCUCCGCCCCAGAGCGCCUCGCCGCCGACACAAAGUCCUUCUUCGCCGGCAUCACCGCCAUGUGGGCCGAGCAGCCGGCGGCGGCGGUGGAAGAAGAGCAUGAGCGCCUGCAGAACCGCGUCCACCGCAUGGUCGCGGCGUGGGAGAGCCUGCGCUACCGCACGACCAGCCACGCCCGCGACCGCCUCGUCAACUUCAUCUUCGCCUGCGCCAAGGAACAACGGGACUUCGUCGCCCUCCAAAAGGUCCUCGACGAACCGGCCGACCGCCGCUUCAGGACGUGGCUGCUCGACCAGCCCGCGCUGCCCGCCGGCUUGCUGUUCGUUCAGGGGCGCAAGAUGGAAGAGCACGGGUUCCGCUGGGCGCCGGCGGACGUGCACGUCGCGAGCGUCGAGGACGAUGCGCCGGCCCGCUGCUGCGUGGGCAGGAGUGCGGAGGAGAAGCGGAGCGACGUCGUCAAACAGGCGCGGUUCCAGACGCCGGGGCUGCUUCCCGUGGCGAAGGACCUGUUUUCGUUGGCGAAGGAGGGCAUCGCGGAGUACAUGAAAGAGGGUGAAGGGGGUGCGAGCGGCGGCCCGCGGACGCCGGCGCUGAGCAUGACGGCGGAGGGCUCGUUCAAGUUGCAGAAGCCCGGGUUCUUGGUCAGGGAGAGGCUGAGGCCGGCGGAUAAGGAGUUCUACGUGCGUGAUGCGCCGGCGGAGAAGAGCUAUCGCGUCGUGCUGGACUGGAGUUCUGUGCCGCCGGGUGUGACGGCUGAGUGCUUGGCGGAUGUUGGUCCGUCGUUGGCGUUGGUGUUGCGUCGUGAGCCGGAAAACGGGUCGAUCGAGACUGCUGCGCUGCUCAAGGAUGUGGCGGGCGCUGAGACGGUCUGUACGGGAUCUUUCGUUUGCAGGGCUUUGGUGAAAAGGGGGAAACGGCCAAGCUCUGAUGCAGUGACGGCAGAAGUGACGGGCCUCCGGGCGCCGGAUGACCAGAACUGGAUAGUCUCAUAG